CCUCGCGCGCUUCACUCGGCUCUCGGCUGCGGGAGAAGAAGGUGCGCCCAUCACUACCAAACAACACUCCGAAACGCAAGUGCUCUGAUGCUGUCGAAUCGCGCUCGUAGCUAAAUUCAUCGAUUCCACAGGAAAAGCAGUGUGCGUUUUUUUGUUUAGUGUCAUAUGUUAUUUUCACCUCGUGUUGUAAGUGUGUGUGUAAUUUAUAAAUCGUAUCUGUUGUGUGUUAGUGUGUGUAUCCGGCGUGGUGUGUAGCGCACAGUGUGGUCAGUAUUUCUUUUUUGUUUUGUUACUUGUGGAUUAAGGUGUGUUGUGGCGUGUCUGUCGGUCCCCUGUGUCCUGUGUGCCCCUGUGUGUGUGUCUGUGUUUGUGUUUGUGUGGAAAAAGAAGUGCUCGAUACGCGCACGUACAAGCGAAAUACUAAAUGCACAAUACAGAUAAUAGUGCACCUUGAAUUUGCGUGAAAAUCGUGCAAGAUUCGUAUGCUGCAAAAGUGCCUGCGUGUGUGAGAACGCCUACGGGAGGAAAGUGACCAAAUCAGGAACGGACCACCGCUGCAGGAUGGCUAGAUCAUAGGCGCGCAGAGGCAGCUGUUGCAACGCGGGGCUGCUGCGGCACAACGCAACGCGCAUAGCGACACUACCAACGGAACUGUUCCAGGUGGAAAAGUAUAAUCCAACGGUAUCGGUCCGCCGUUCGUUGGCUUCUGCCAUCUCAUCUGGGAACCCCCACCCAGCUGCCUCUUGCCUCAUCCUCACUACGUCCCAGGAACGCGGGAAACAAGGAAGGCUGCGCGUCGCACCUAGAGUUUGUCCCCCAAGGUCGAGCGUGCUCGUGCGCGGGAAAGAGAGAUAAAGAGUGAGAGAACGAGAGAAAGGAAGUGUCUGAAUUCAGCUGUACGCCGCCGAGUGAACGGAUUGAUGGUGUCCCGCAGUGUAACAUCAACUCAUAGUACGCCAACCACCACACAGUGCAUGCAAACGCGAUACGUCGUCUUUGUCGCCGUGUCGAAGAAUGGCAGAACAAUGUACCGUCAGCAUUGAAGCCAGCAAGCAGCAACAAGAGCAACCCGUUACAACUACCCUUGCCGCAGCCGCAGCCGCCGCCGCUAGCCAUCCAGCCAGCCCGCAAAGUUGUAUCAAAUCGCCCACGUGCGCUGCUACAACCGGUGCGACAACGCAUCACCACGAGGACGAGGAUCGGGGUAGCGCACUACUCCACACGGUGGAGGAAGACGGCGGCGAUAGCAACGAUGGAAGCAGCACACCAAGGACAACGUGUGAUCAUCGUUCCACCAGUGGUGUGACACCACUGUCGCUGGCUGGAGAUGCCGGUGGCAAAGAUGGUGGCGCGAAGAAACCGUACUGGCUGUUCGCCUCCGCCGGCUGUGAGGAAGAUCGAGCGGUGGAGCGCAGGCAACAGCAUCAUCACCAAUUGCUGCGCAUGGAUAGCAAUGGGAGCGACGAUAUCGAUGGCAGCUUGCGACAUGAACCCGAGCGGCAGCCGCUGGAGUGUCCCAUCCUGCUCGAAACGCCCGCACUAGAGCGCGCGGAACUGAACGGCGAUGAGGAUGAUGAUGUUGGCGGGGGCGACGCGAUGAGGCGGCAGGGCACUAUCGACGGUAUGAUGAGCGAAAGUGGUAGGAUCAGUGUCGUCGGUAAGCUGGCGAUCAUCAGCGACAAGCUGGCGGCGGUGAAACCAAAGCGCCUCAGCGAUGAGUUCUUCUCCGCGGACGACGACAACGACGACGAGGAGGAGGACGACGUCGACGACGAGGAGACGAAAUCGAACGGCGACCGGUUCGGGACCGAUCGGCCGAACGCGAUGGUGGAUAGCGAGGCGCAGGCAAGCCUGAGCGAAAUAAAAAAUCUCAGCAUCACCUGCUGCGGCAAGCGCAAGGAAGAGGGGCCGAAGGAGGAGGAGGGAGUGGUGUGCGAGCAGAAUCGUCGAUCCAGUUUGCAUGCGUCCGGAUCGAAGGUGGAUUCCGCCGACCCGCUGUUGCCGGCGUGCCGUGACGCGCUGCUGCAGCAACCAAAGGCAUCCGUUUUGCGUGCGGCUGAAAAUACGAUCGAAGACGACGACCCACUGGAGCAGGAAGGGCAGCAGCAGCAGCAGCAGCACGAUGCGGCCGCCGCUGCCGUCGAUGAAGACGAGGAGCUUCUACUGGACGAUGUGCAAUCGAUGGACGCGAUCGAACGACGCGAUUUCGAGCAGGAGGGCGGCUUUUUGAUAAGAAACAGAUCACUGAUAUCUGGCGAUAGACUGAAUUUAGAAUUUUUAAAUAAUACAAACGCCCGUCCCCCGUCGAACGAGCGUCGGCCCGCGGAGCAGCAACCCUCGUCGGCUGAGGGGUCGGGCGCGGGACUCACCGCAACCAGCGCGAUCUGCACCAACGAACUCCUCCCCGCUGUCGAAGCGGCUGCUGCCCCCACGUCCGCGCAGCAUACGACUACGCCGACGAGCAGCCGAUAUCAGCACAAGCAUGAUCCUCACCAUCACCAUCAUAAUCAUCCGCAACAUCAUCACCAUCAUCACCACCACCAGGCUGGCAAAGCGCUCAACAGCAGCAACAGCAGCAGCAGUAGCAGCACCGGUAGCGAUAGCUUUAGUAGUAGUUAUAAUAGUAGGGAAACCGAGAACAAUAGUACAACCAAGUUCGCAGUUAAUAAGCUUACGAGGAACCUCUCCGCUAGUCUAGCUAAUUGCAACGAUAAAAAGAGUGGCCAGCACCAGCAGCAGCUGGAUGCCGUUGCCACCAGCACCGGAUCCAGCUCCACGUCACCCAUCGCGUCCUCAUUUGCCACCUCCUCCGCUUCCUCCUCGUGCUCCUCGUCGAGCUACUCGCUGUACUCAGCGGCAUCGGCGGCUGGUGUCGGAAACGGCACUGGCGACGACGAUGAAACCGCUCCGGCAAUGGUCACCGAUGCAGCAGCUGCAACACCAGCCCUGUCGGAGGAAUGCAAACCGGCCGCCGAGCUUGCCGAAGCCUUCCUGAACGCCAACUCCAACGACAGUGUAUCGUCUGGCCGGUCACUGUUCGGUGUGCACGGUACGGAAGUGGAGGAAACCGCAAUCACGGCGGUGGACGUGCACACGAAAGAGGAAGAGGAGGAGCACACCCAUACGCAUCACGACGAUCCUUGUUGCUCCUCCACCUCCUCGACGGCGUCGUAUUCGUCCUCCUCCUCACCGCUACCUUCGCAGACGGCGACGGCCCAGCACGCCGAGGACGUGUCGAUGAGCAUUUGCUCCUCCGCGGCACUGCCACCGACCGCUUCCCAUUCGGCCAGCUCGUCCGUUUCAUCCGCACACGACGAGUCCACCCUCGCUGCCGCUGCGCACAAUGACGGUAAACCGCUGUGUGACGGGGAGGCAAAUCAGGAGGACGAGCACGAGGCGGAAAGCACUCGCGCAAUGCGUUCGUCAUCGUCGCAACCUUCCAGCUGCUCGGGACGGAAACAGGACGAGGGUGGCAAACUUUCCUUCAGCUGUGCUUUCCCGAAGGACGACGCGCGAAUGUCUCUGCCAGACGGCACCAAACAGCUCUCGUUGCUUCCGUCCACCUCCAGCAAUGGCAGGGCGGACAGUGGUCAGCCGGACGAGCACGACGGUGCGUCGAAGAGUGGUCGGGCCAGCGGCACGGGACAUCAAUCUCAGCACUCGCAACAUCACCAUCGCCGACAGUUGCAUCACCACCACCAGCAUCAGCGGGCCAGUGGAGCCGGCGGCGACGGAACGGUCGACGUGUCCACCGGCUCCUCUUCCUCCUCUACGUCCCGCGCGGUUCAAGCGAACAGCGGUAGCGGCGGAACUGCGCCGGCCGGAUCGGCAGUGGUCGCUAGUGCCGGGCCGGAAGUGGUGGUUGCUUCGUAUCAUCAGCAGCGCGACGCCAGCACCAACACGUCCAACUCGCCCGAACCGAGCGAGCCCGAGAUCGACGAGGAGGACUGGGCCGACUGUGAGGAGGGCACGGACGAAGAGGUGUGCACCUGUCGGGAUUACACCGACGAGGAUGGUUUCGCGAGCAGCGAGGACGAGCUGCCGUCCCGCGAUGUGGACCUUUCGAGCUACACGCACCUCGACACGAUAUCGGACGAUCUGCUGCACGAUGCGCAGACGCCACGGCUCCAUCGGAAGCGCAAGCUGACGGAGAACCGGACGAUACUGUACGGGGAGGCGGGCAGUCCGUCGGCGGAAUCGCUAAACUACAGCAGCCGCAAACGGCUCGCGCUCGAUGGGUCGAGCGCCUCCGCAACCGCUUCCUCUACUGCUGCGGGUAGUGCAUCGCCGGGAGCGGCCGUAGCAGCUGGAACAUCAGCUACGACGACAUCGACGACGACGACGUCAGCUUCUGCUGUUACUACCACACCGUUGUCCAGUGGCGUUGUGGCCACAACGCCCCGAUCUUCCCUGCGAAGUCCAAUGAAUAUUGCAACAACGCCAACGUCAUCCACACUGGGAGAGCGCAAGACACCAAGAACCAUUAUACCGACCAAAGAUAAUCCUCCUCCUGAGCUCUGUGAAUGGUUGAUGCAGUUCCAGCGAUGGACGCACGUGGAGCGACUGCUAGCCGUCGACCGUUUGAUCGAACACUGCGAACCGACGCAGGUACGGCACAUGAUGAAGGUGAUCGAGCCCCAGUUCCAGCGCGACUUCAUCUCGUUGCUGCCGAAGGAGCUGGCCCUGCAGGUGCUGUCGUACCUGGAGCCGAAGGAUCUACUGAGGGCCGCCCAAACCUGCCGCAGCUGGCGCUUCCUGGCUGACGACAAUCUGCUGUGGAAGGAAAAGUGCAAAGAGAGCGGCAUCGGCAUCGAACCGUCGACCGAUCGGCCGAAGCGGGGCCGCACCGGCAACAUGCCGCCGAUAUCGUCGCCUUGGAAGGCGGCCUACAUGCGCCAGCACAUCAUCGAGAUGAACUGGCGCUCGCGCCCCAUCCGGACGGCGAAGGUGCUGAAGGGUCACGACGAUCACGUCAUCACAUGCCUUCAAUUCUGCGGCAACCGCAUCGUGUCCGGGUCCGACGACAACACGCUCAAAGUUUGGUCCGCCAUCACGGGGAAGUGCCUUCGAACGCUCACUGGCCAUACAGGAGGUGUUUGGUCAUCGCAAAUGUCGGGAAAUAUCAUCAUCUCCGGCAGUACCGAUCGUACGCUGCGCGUGUGGAAGGCUGACACGGGACAAUGCAUGCACAUACUCCACGGACACACGUCGACUGUGCGCUGUAUGCAUUUGCACGGCAACAAAGUCGUCAGCGGGUCGCGAGAUGCCACGCUGCGCGUGUGGGAUGUCAAUUUGGGCACCUGUUUGCACAUGCUGGUGGGCCAUCUGGCCGCUGUACGGUGCGUGCAGUACGACGGCAAGCUGAUCGUGUCCGGUGCGUACGACUACAUGGUGAAGGUGUGGAACCCCGAGCGCCAGGAAUGUCUGCACACGCUGCAGGGACACACCAACCGUGUCUACUCGCUGCAGUUUGACGGCAUCCACGUCGUUUCCGGCUCGCUGGAUACUUCGAUACGCGUGUGGGACGCCGAGACUGGCUCGUGCAAGCAUGCGCUGAUGGGACACCAGAGCCUCACGUCGGGCAUGGAGCUGCGGCAAAACAUUCUCGUGUCGGGUAAUGCUGACUCGACCGUGAAGGUUUGGGACAUCAUUACCGGCCAGUGUCUGCAGACUUUGUCAGGACCCAACAAGCAUCAAUCUGCUGUCACCUGCCUGCAGUUUAACUCUCGCUUCGUCAUUACCAGCUCCGACGAUGGUACGGUGAAGCUGUGGGAUGUAAAGACUGGUGAAUUUAUCCGCAAUCUAGUGCUACUAGAAUCGGGUGGUUCCGGUGGAGUCGUUUGGCGUAUUCGCGCAAAUGAUACGAAGCUGAUCUGUGCCGUUGGCUCACGCAAUGGCACGGAGGAAACCAAACUGAUGGUACUCGAUUUCGAUGUAGAAGGUGCCUGCUUAAAAUGCUCAUAAUUUUUAAGAUGACUCCUACACUCUACACCGCCCCCGCCACCACCACCACCACACCACGGAGCUGCCGUGUCUGUCGCUGCUACCCCCCUCCCCGCUGAUUAGCUUAGGCUCUUUUUACUCAGUUUCACACCGUUCCCUUCACUCGCAAAAUGUACUCAGUCUUAGCCCCAUUAGACACCCUCUCUCCCGUCUACAUAACAACCCUCCUUCACGCGUGGCGAAGUAGUAGUAUAACGUAUUUAAGAGAAAAAAAAACCGAAUUCACUGACCCGCCCAGCCCCUCCGGGUGGGUGGUUCCGACACAGUGAAUUGUCGAAGGAUAGGCUAGUAGGCAUUCGAUCUCUCUCUCUCUCUUCUGCGUGAGAUUAAUCGAUAAGUGGAUCAAAAACCGACCCUUUGGUAGUGGCUGAGCGGAGAGAGGAAGGAUGGUGGUGUAGGAUUCUGAAGAGACCGCUCUUUGCGGGUAUGGUUUAACAAUUGUAUAUUGUAGCGUAUUGAUUACAACCGUGGCCGCUGUUUAGAAGUGCAAUUUGUUUUAUCACAUGUAAAGUGUUGACAACGGGGCACGACCAAUUGAAAUGAGCACAAAAAGUGGAACUUUUCGUUGAUGAAAACAUCCACACGCCAAGCGCACGCUUGUGCGGUGGGUCAGUGCAAUUUGGAAAGGGUGAGAUAACCGUUUUACCACGUGUUCGCUUCUCAAAGCAAUGCGUUUAUCCACCAAUUCGUACUAUUAUCCUCCUUGGAGACAAUUAGCUUUUAUAAACGAUUUUUAGUGUGUGCAUACUUAAAUCUCCUCGAUGUUUUUAUUUUCACUCUUUGUCGUGUGUUUUAGGUGGGUACACCCGCUGUGCCCGCUCUUUAAAGACUGCUGUUUUGUUUCGUUUGUUUUCUGGGGAGUUCCGUAGCAACUCAACAGAUCAUGAUUGUUACUGUUUGUUAAACGCUUUUUUUUUGUAUAUUAUCUGUUUGUUUUUGCAUUUCUGUUUCUGUGUAUGUUUCAUCACAAAGUAACGGUGCGCUUGUUUGUUACCCGGGAAGGUACCGCCUCCCCCGGUGUUAAUGUUUUUUUUCCAAUUUAGGAAGAAAAAAUUCUCUCGUUAUUAUUGUGUCUUCCUUUUGCUUACAGUUGUUUCCUUUACGAUGAACGCAGAUUGCUUUAAACCGUGGUAGAAUUUCUCACAAAACCCCCCCAAUAUGCACUGGUGCUCUUGCGCACAACCCAACCGUACGACGACGAGCCCCGGGGCUGUUGCUGCGCUACGUUUCACGGUUUUUUUUAACUAUAGGCUCGUCACGAGCAUCCUUUCUCCAUCCUCCUCCCAAUGCGGCGCCUAUCGUGGCUGGUUAGUUGAUCCACCGUAAGGGACUGCUAGUAGGGAGAAUUUACACACCAAACACAACACAAAGUACCCCCGAGCGGGAUGAAGAAAUUAACGAA
Molecule: messenger RNA, 7405 nt
Organism: Anopheles merus
Lineage: Eukaryota; Metazoa; Arthropoda; Insecta; Diptera; Culicidae
Gene: ago
Product: F-box/WD repeat-containing protein 7
Exons: 11
Coding region: 1015-5964 (1649 amino acids)
Biological process (GO): ubiquitin recycling; proteasome-mediated ubiquitin-dependent protein catabolic process
Cellular component (GO): cytoplasm; nucleus
Molecular function (GO): ubiquitin binding
Source: RefSeq, a predicted model, not a curated record